AUGGGCUCGCCCUGCCGCCCCGGCCCGCCCCCCACCUCCAACAAGAACGCCUAUGCGGGCGCCAACAUCGGUGUGCCCUGGUCGCCGCUGGAGGGCGUGACCAGCCUGGACCCGCGGGACUACGUGUGGGCGCCAGUCCCGCCGGCCCCGGGCGGUCACGCGGGCCCGCAGGCCCUGCAGGCCGCGUGGUGGCACCUGGGGGCGAUGGCGAUGCUGCAGGGAGGGCCGUCCGGAUGGCCCGUGCCCAUGCCGCCGGGGCUGGCCAUGCCGGGGCUGGCCAGGGCGGCGAUGCCGGCGUGCAUGCCAGGGUUUCCCAUUCAGUAUCCCGGCAUGUGGAACCCGCUGCAGCAGGUGGUGCCCGCCCAGAUGCACGCUCAACAGCAGCCAUCGGCGGACGGCACCCCGCAGGGGAAGACUCUGGGGAUGUCAGCCGAGCCUGCAAAGAAAACCGCAGGGGGCAAGUCAGUGGACGUCCAGCAGACGAAAAAGUGCAUGCAAAAGCAGAAGAAGGGCAGUGCUGAGGCGUUGCUGCCCGAGGGCAAGUGCUCUGAAGACUUCUUGGACUGCAUGAUGGAUCUGAAUGACGAAGACCUGCAGCAGUUGUUGCAGGAGCCACUUGGCACCUUGGCCAACGGCGGCAGCCAACUGGACUCCCCGGUUGGAAGCCCUAUCAAUGUGGUGUCCGACAGCAGCGAUGCCAGCUCCUUCAGCAUCCAAAAGUCACCCUCAUGUGGCAGUCAGCACUCAGAGACGCUCCCAGAUGACAGCAUGCUCUUCCUGGAAGGCUUGGACCUUUCAUGCCUCAAGGAGGUGAACAGCUUCCCUGACCUCACUGAACUGGAGUGCCUCAACUUUGACACGGCCUGUGAGGAGGGCAUGGGGAAGGCCUCCAAGGCGACCAGCCAGCUGAAGAAGAAGAAAGGGGGUGGGGUGUCAAAGAAGAAGGCCACCAAAGACAGAAAUGCAGUGCCAACGUUUGUUGACGAUGAGUGCCUGAAAGAGCUGGAGCGGAUGCUGGGGACAGGACCAAGCGCCGAAGCACUGGGCAACAAAUUGAAAGGCACCAGUUCGUCACCCAGUGCCGAUGUGGCAAUGACAACUGGUAAUGAGAAGAUGAAAAUAGCGAAAAACGUUCGAAAGAGCGGCAGCCGGAAGGCAGCCAAAACUUCGUGA
This is a messenger RNA of Ostreobium quekettii, 1173 nucleotides long. NCBI's taxonomy places the organism in Eukaryota, Viridiplantae, Chlorophyta, Ulvophyceae, Bryopsidales, Ostreobiaceae. The record is from the annotation of a GenBank genome assembly.